AUGGCUUCCGCACUUGAAUCGUAUGUGAAUCAUACUGUGUCUAUAGUGACAGCAGACGGCAGAAUAAUUGUGGGAACAUUGAAAGGUUUUGACCAGACCAUUAACUUGAUUCUGGAUGAAAGCCAUGAGCGUGUCUACAGUUCCUCUCAGGGUGUUGAACAGGUCAUACUGGGACUGUACAUUAUCAGGGGAGAUAAUGUAGCUGUGAUAGGAGAGAUUGAUGAUGAUACCGAUGGAGGACUGGACUUUAAUAAUAUCAAAGCGGAACCUCUCAACUCCGUUAUACACUAACCCCUGGUAGUGCUGUCAUUGUGUCUCAUCUUCAUUGUCGUUUCACCAUUCAUCGAGACAGACAUAUGUGUGGACACUUAACUAGUUUUAAGCUAACAUUCAUUUAAUGAAACGUCCACACAGUUUCCGUAGUUACAGUGUUUAUUUGUUGACAUCAUUGGAUAUGAGUGACUGGAUGGAACUUUGAUCUGUUCACCAGCAGGACUAACACUUUCUUUGUGAUCUUUGGAUCAUAAAUUCCUGCAGAAUGUGUUCAUUGUGUCAUGAUAAUAUUUAGAGAUGAUUGAGAGCCAUACAUUGUAAGGAUGAAAUUUCUGUAAUGUAUGAAAGGUGAUUUGGGAAAAUGUUAUAUGAAGAAUGAUAGAUUUCACAAUACAUUUUAUAUUAAGCAUCUUCACUGUCAUUAGAAAUAUUUUUGGUAUGCUGAAGAUUUUCUGAUGUCAAUAAAAAAAGGGUCUUAGUACAUGAAAGUGUGUGUAGUCAGAUGGUCGUUGAGAUGAGAGAAUCUGUAUGUUUAGCUUAAAGUCUUAUACCGUAAAAUCCUGUGUUGUUAACUUGGAAACACUUUAUUUUGUGAAAGGAAAAAAGAAUGUAAGAAUUUUAAUAGUGUAAA
Ylistrum balloti is the source of this 904-nucleotide messenger RNA. Its product is annotated as U6 snRNA-associated Sm-like protein LSm8. Lineage: Eukaryota; Metazoa; Mollusca; Bivalvia; Pectinida; Pectinidae. The transcript is spliced from 4 exons. Gene Ontology annotation, biological process: mRNA splicing, via spliceosome. The coding region runs from base 1 to 291 and encodes 96 amino acids. Gene Ontology annotation, molecular function: RNA binding. The record is from RefSeq and is a predicted model, not a curated record. Gene Ontology annotation, cellular component: precatalytic spliceosome; U4/U6 x U5 tri-snRNP complex; U6 snRNP.